UCUAGCCAAUGCCCCAUUUCUAACCAAUGCUUUAUGGAGCAUUCUAUUUGACUCUAAAAUUCUAGCCAAUAAGCAACAAAUCUCCUUGUAAUUUAGUCAUAUAAAUACCAACUCUCAGAGUUGGAGUGUAUCAAUCAAUCAUCUCUACUCUUUGCUUAAUGGGUGCUCUUAAUUAUCUUUCCAACUUUUGCACUGUCACUAGAACAAGGACCAGGAGGAAAACAAUGCAGAAAGUUGAGAUCAAAGUCAAAAUGGAUUGUGAUGGCUGUGAAAGAAAAGUUAAGAAGGCUGUUUCGACCAUGAAAGGUGUAGAAAGUGUGGAGGUGAACCGAAAACAAAGUCGGGUAAUUGUAAACGGGUAUGUGGAAGCAAACAGGGUUUUGAAGAGAGUUAAGAGUACGGGCAAAAGAGCUGAAAUUUGGCCAUACAUCCCUCAACAUCUUGUCCAUUAUCCACACGCCUCCGGAGCCUACGACAAAAGGGCACCACCAGGUCACGUUAAGAAUACAUUUGCUUUUCCGGCCUCUGAUGCAUCUGACAACAACAUUGUCUCAUUUUUCAGUGAUGACAAUGUUAAUGCUUGUUCUAUAAUGUAGAAUCUUACAAAAUCAAUCAACUUGCCUUUAAUUUC
Rosa rugosa (rugosa rose) is the source of this 631-nucleotide messenger RNA. Its product is annotated as heavy metal-associated isoprenylated plant protein 21-like. The coding region runs from base 159 to 596 and encodes 145 amino acids. The record is from RefSeq and is a predicted model, not a curated record. The transcript is spliced from 3 exons. NCBI's taxonomy places the organism in Eukaryota, Viridiplantae, Streptophyta, Magnoliopsida, Rosales, Rosaceae. Gene Ontology annotation, molecular function: metal ion binding.